This is a messenger RNA of Micromonas pusilla CCMP1545, 954 nucleotides long. RefSeq lists its product as uncharacterized. Gene Ontology annotation, molecular function: microtubule binding. The record is from RefSeq and is a predicted model, not a curated record. The coding region runs from base 1 to 954 and encodes 317 amino acids. The transcript has a single exon. NCBI's taxonomy places the organism in Eukaryota, Viridiplantae, Chlorophyta, Mamiellophyceae, Mamiellales, Mamiellaceae.
AUGAACUCCACCCCGACGUUCGCUCGUAUGGAACGGCCCAAGGUCGCCGUCGUCUUGAGACGUCUCGCGAAAAAUGCGACGCAGAAGAACGGGCCGCACUCGUUCCAGAUCACGAGCCCGUACCGCGGCGAGGGCCCGCCCGCGAUUCGAGCGCUGGACUGCCGCCCCCCGGCGAAGCCCGGGGACGAGCUCCCGAUGGAGUUCGUCUUCGGCACGAACCGAUGCGAGGUUUGGGAGAUAGAAUACAAACCGGGCGCGAAGCGACCGACGGUGAGCGUACAAGUCUACGGCCACAUGGCGGAUUUAUACGCCGUCGCGACGCACCCGAGGGACCCGAACGUGUUCGCGACCGCUUCCGCGGCGGACCGCGUGUACCUGUGGAACGCGGCCGAGCGGAACAUGGUCCGAACCGCGCCCACGGGCGUCGUGGGGCGGUCGGUCGCCUUCUCCGUGGACCCCGUGCCGGCGUCGGCGGUGUACUUCCCGGGAUGGACCCCCCCGGCGAAACCGAAACCGAAGCCGAAGCCUGGUCAGUACGACGUCCCGAACCCGAACGCGCCGGUGGAGAUCCCCGCGGGGCAUCACCUCGCGAUCGGCGGGAAGUUUGGCAACGUGGCGAUCAUCGACGCGGUGACGUUGCAGCCGUUGGCCAAGCUGAAGGAGUCGGCGAAGGAGGUGUCCGACCUGAAGUACUGCCAGGGCCCCAGACCGAUGCUCGCGGUCGGGUCGCACGACCUGUGCGUGGACGUGUACGACGUCGAGCGCGGGUACGUGCACCUGUCUCGGUGCCAAGGCCACCAGGCGUCGAUCAAUCACCUGGACUGGUCGCUGCCGAUGACGCUGCACGGCGUCGAGAAUCGCCGAGUGCUCCAGACGUCGUGCGCGUCGUAUGAGGUGCGUUCUAUACACUGGUCCCCAUACGACCGCGUUGGCGUGGUGAACGCCGAUCCUUAA